CCAUCCCCGGAAACAUGAACUCGUCCCAGCUGCCGCUACACCACCUGCCGCCCCAAGCACUGCAGCUGCACCAGAUCCCGCCGGGCCUGCAGCCUCUCGAGGAGCUCUCGCCGCAGGCCAACGAUGCUUUUUUCCAGCACCGAUAUGCGCAGCAGCUACAGGCCCAGGCACAGGCACAAGCUGCCAACCCGCACGCGCUGCACUUCCAUGGCUUGCCACAGACGGCUCAGCCGCCCUUCGAGGGCUUCGCCGGCGGCUAUGCGAGAUUCGACAUAAACGCGCCGAACCCAGCUCCGCCAGCGCCACAGCACCACAUCCAGGCCCCGCCCCCGCCGCCGAGGGUCCAAGCUGCUGCUCACAUACAGCGACCGCCGCCGCAACUACAAGAGCUGGAGCACAGGGGCUCCUUUGUGCAGACUCAGGAACAGCCUGUUGUGCAGGAGCCACCCGCGGACCUGGACGAGGCGCCCGUGCAGAACCAUGGCCAGAUCGAAGGCUUGCGGUUGAUCGCCAACCCGCCAGACCUCGACGCGUGGAGGGAAAAGUUGUUCCACGUGGACGACACUAUCACGCUGACGGAGGAGGAAUUCCAGACCUAUUUUCCGCACGUCGACAAUGUCUACUCGCACCGCUCCACUCAACGCCACAAGCGCCGACGUUUCGUCUCACACUACUGGGACUGCAGGCUCAAGGGGCGACCGCCUGGCACCAAGAAGUCCACCGACCCGGAGAAGAAGAAGCGGAAGCGUGUGGCUCGCGAGCGCGAUCUCUGCGAUGUGAAGAUCAAAAUCACAGAGUACUUCGAUGGCGCUGAGCUUACCGAGCAGACGGGUUUGCAGCCACCUGCUGAGACUCAUACAGCAUUCGGCGCCUCUGGCAGUGGAAGUCAGUUCUUUGGUCAACCCCACGGCGGCAUGUCGUGGCCUGUCACGCCUACUCUGAACGCGAAUGGACAACCCAAAAAGUUCUACACCCUACAACGGGUAAAUGGUAACGGCGGAAACGGAAAAGGCGACGGCGUGGCAGGUCCGCACAAGCACACGCUCGAGGAGAGUGAUCGAGUGAAGAAGAACAGCGUGCAGAGGUGGCUGAUGAAGAAUGAGCGAGAGAAGAAAAAGGCGCAGGGUGGCGAUCCUACCAAGAAGACAUACCACAAGAAGGCGACUGGCAACGCCCUUGUUACUGUUAAGAACCACUCCAAAGAAGAGGAUCUCAAGCUCUUCGGCAGCUGCUUCUGCCCCUUCGUCCAACGCGUUUGGAUCUCCCUCGAGCACAAGAAGAUCCCCUACCAAUACAUAGAAGUAGACCCCUACAAGAAACCGCAGUCCCUGCUCGAUGUCAACCCCCGCGGCCUCGUCCCAGCCCUCCGCCACGGUCCGACAUGGUCCACGCACGAGUCUACAGUCAUAAUGGAGUACCUCGAAGACCUGCAGGCGGGCCCAGCGCUCCUCCCUCCCCACCCGCAAACACGCGCAACGUGCCGUCUCUGGGCUGACCAUGUAAAUCGCCACAUCGUGCCGGAAUUCUACCGCCUCAUCCAGGCGCAGGAGCCGCAGGACCAGGUCAAGCACGCUGAGGAGCUGCGCGAGCAGAUCGGGAAGCUGGUCGAUGCCGCGGAUCCCGAGGGUCCGUUCUUUCUCGGUCAAGACUUUGGCUUUGUCGACGCGCAGAUAGCGCCGUGGGUGGUGCGGCUGCGGAAAGUGCUGGGACCGUACCGCGGGUGGCCGGAGCCGGAGGAGGGGAGUCGGUGGGGCGCGUGGGUCGACGCAAUAGAGCGGGAACCGAGUGUGAGGGCGACGACGAGUGACGACCAGUUGUACUUGGAUAGCUAUGAGCGGUAUGCGGAGAACCGGCCUGGGACGAGCGAGGUCGCGAACGCAGUGAAUGCGGGGCGGGGACUGCCGUAGAGGGAGUUGCGACUGUCUUGGCUGCUAUAGACGAGGGAGGGUGGUCGGAAGCAGAGAAGUCAUGUAGCCCGGCUAGCUACGUACCUAUGUUGGGGCCCCGCCGUACAUAAUGUAUACUGACGUACACUUUUCCACGCCACGUAACUGCAUUUGCAGCUAGAACACUCGGCGUAGACCCGUCUCUCAGUCUACAUCAAGCAGCCUAGACCGACUGUCUAUCUACCAGCCUACGCGUAGCAUGUAGGACACGACAUCAUACUUCUGCCCAUCACAACCACACACUAAUGUAGCUCCCAUCCCCGUGGCAGGACAAAUCACUCUAACAGCGACCCUAAACCGCAAGGAUACUAAGUUGCAGAGAGGAUGCGCAUCCCGGCACAUGUAACGCUGUAUACGUGUGUGCGAGGCGAGGUUGUGCAACCGUAGAG
Messenger RNA from Paraphaeosphaeria sporulosa, 2335 nucleotides. RefSeq lists its product as uncharacterized. The transcript is spliced from 4 exons. Gene Ontology annotation, cellular component: cytoplasm. NCBI's taxonomy places the organism in Eukaryota, Fungi, Ascomycota, Dothideomycetes, Pleosporales, Didymosphaeriaceae. The record is from RefSeq and is a predicted model, not a curated record. The coding region runs from base 15 to 1907 and encodes 630 amino acids.